Bicyclus anynana (squinting bush brown) is the source of this 5291-nucleotide messenger RNA. It is a transcript of the gene DNAlig1, whose product is annotated as DNA ligase 1. The transcript is spliced from 11 exons. Gene Ontology annotation, cellular component: mitochondrion; nucleus. NCBI's taxonomy places the organism in Eukaryota, Metazoa, Arthropoda, Insecta, Lepidoptera, Nymphalidae. Gene Ontology annotation, molecular function: DNA ligase (ATP) activity; DNA binding; ATP binding. The coding region runs from base 357 to 3053 and encodes 898 amino acids. The record is from RefSeq and is a predicted model, not a curated record. Gene Ontology annotation, biological process: Okazaki fragment processing involved in mitotic DNA replication; DNA repair; DNA recombination.
UGCAAAUUGUCAAAUGUCAUUCUAACGUUUGUGUAAUCAAAACAUCAAACUUGACGUUAGUGACACUGACAAUGACUUCAAAAAUUACACAAUUUUCGCGCCAUAAGAUAAGGAGUUCCGAAAUACGAACUCAAAAACAAAAAUGUGAUUGUGGUGAUAGAUUAAGUUGUUUUUAAACAAAUCUAAACCGAUAUACAGUUAAAACAAUCUGUUAAAAUUGCUCAUUAUAGUCGUUUUAAUGGAAUAUUUCGUCAUAAGUAGGUAAUUUAUAUUGGCUGAGUGGCUGAAUAUGACCGCAACCAUUUAGUUAAGUUUACAUUUGAAGUAAGUUAUAUUUUGUGUUCAUCAAAUGUUAUAUGAAUUCAAUAAGACUACUCGUAGCUCGUAGAAUAGUGGUAUCUUUGAGCAACCGCUCGCUGCUGGCAGCUGCAUCGAGUGUGCACUCGGCUCCCUCCCUGGUCGCGGCGAACAACAGGAGCAUGGCACAGAAAAGCAUCACAUCUUUCUUUAACAUCACACCUAAAGCCAAAAAGGAGAACAAACAUGAAGUCACGCCAUCACCAGAGGCCAGCACUGAGGAGUCGCCUGUUAAUGGGAAUGAUAAGAGAGUUAAAAGAUCAAGAUGCAGUAGUAGUGAAAAGGAGGUCGAUUGUAAAGAAUCUGCAUCACCUGUGACUCCAGAAAAGAAGAAGAAAGUGAAGCGUCAGCGUAUAGAAAGUUCAGAGAGUGAACCCCCCUCCCCCGCCAAGUCAUUUAGUGAUAGUGAACAAAUAGCUAUAAAGGUAGAAAAUAGUAAACAGCCCAAAACAUAUGAUUCCCCCAAAAUCAAAAAAUCCAAAGCGAAAAUGACAAAGAAAGUAGUAGCAGUAAAGAGUGCAGAGGAAAAGACAAUAAAAGUCGAAAAGACAUCUCCACCAGAAAAAAGUCCAAAAAAAGAUGUAAAGAAAAGUCCUGCUCUAAAAAGUUACUUCACCGUUAAAACAACAAAAACAGAAGAAGAUAACAAGAGUAAUGGAAUUAAGAAAGAGAAUACAGAAACCGGAGAGGAAGAUAAUGUUAAAAGAGUUGCAGAAACAGAUUACAACCCUGCAAAAACUAAAUACCACCCUAUUGAAGAUGCAUGCUGGAGCAAAGGUCAAGAAGUGCCGUACCUGGCUUUGGCCAAGACCCUGCAAGCCAUCGAAGCCACGUCGGCCAGGCUGAAGAUGGUGGAGAUCCUGAGCAACUACUUCCGCUCCGUGAUAGCGCUGACGCCCGAGGACCUGCUGCCCAGCAUAUACUUGUGCCUCAACCAGCUGGCGCCCGCCUACCACAGCCUGGAGCUAGGCAUCGCGGAGACGUACCUGAUGAAGGCCGUGGGGCAGUGCACGGGGCGCUCGCUGGCGCAGGUGCGCGCGGCGGCGCAGCGCUGCGGCGACCUGGGCGCGGCGGCCGAGCAGGCGCGCGCGGCGCAGCGCACCAUGUUCGCGCCGCCGCCGCUCAGCGCGCGCCGCGUGCUGGCCGCGCUGCGCGAGGUGGCCGCCAUGACGGGCCACGCGUCCGUGAACAAGAAGAUCAGCAAGAUCCAGGCGCUGUUCGUGGCGUGCUCGCCGUGCGAGGCGCGCUACCUCGUCCGCAGCCUGGAGGGCAAGCUGCGCGUCGGGCUGGCGGAGCAGUCGGCGCUGCAGGCGCUGGCGCAGGCCGCCGCCGCCACGCCGCCCGCCGGCGAGCGCGCGGGCACGCUGGACGCGGCCGCCGCGCUGGGCGCCGAGCGGUUCAAGGCGCUGGUGGACGAGCUGGCGCUCGUCGUCAAGACCACGUACUGCGAGUGCCCCAACUACGAGCUGAUCGUGCCCGCGCUGCUGCGGCACGGCGCGCGCGCGCUGCCGGAGCACUGCCGCCUCACGCCGGGCGUGCCGCUCAAGCCCAUGCUGGCGCACCCCACGCGCGGCGUGCACGAGGUGUUCAGCCGGUUCGAGAACGAGGAGUUCACGUGCGAGUGGAAGUACGACGGCGAGCGCGCGCAGAUCCACGUGCCGGGCGACGACGCGCCGCGCCUCGCCGACGCCGCCAUCUUCAGCCGCAACCAGGAGAACAACACCAGCAAGUACCCCGACGUGCUGCGGCGGCUGCCGACGCUGCUGCGCGCCUCCGUCACCAGCUGCGUGCUGGACUGCGAGGCCGUCGCCUACGACGUGGACUCCAAGCAGAUCCUGCCCUUCCAAGUGCUGUCGACGCGCAAGCGCAAGGACGCGGCGGAGGCCGACAUCAAGGUGCAGGUGUGCGUGUUCGUGUUCGACCUGCUGUUCCUCAACGGGCGGCCGCUGGUGCGCGCGCCGCUGGAGGAGCGCCGCGCGCUGCUGCGCCAGCACUUCGCCGAGGUGCCGGGCCACUGGAGCCUGGCCACGGCGCGCGACUGCCGCUCGGAGGAGGAGGUGCAGCAGUUCCUGGAGGAGGCCGUGCGCGGCUCGUGCGAGGGGCUCAUGGUGAAGGCGCUGCGCGGCGAGCACGCGCGCUACGACAUCGCGCGCCGCUCGCGCAACUGGCUCAAGCUCAAGAAGGACUACCUGGACGGCGUGGGCGACACCAUCGACGCCGUGGUCAUCGGCGCCUACCACGGCCGCGGCAAGCGCGCCGGCGUGUUCGGCGGCUUCCUGCUGGCGUGCUACGACCCCGACGCCGAGCAGUACCAGAGCCUGUGCAAGGUCGGCACCGGCUUCUCCGACGACGACCUGCGCAGCCUCAGCGAGCGGCUGCGGCCGCACCGGCUGGACGCGCCGCGCAACUACUACAUGUGCGCGCCGGCGCUGGCGCCCGACGUGUGGCUGGCGGCGGCGCUGGUGCUGGAGCUGCGCUGCGCCGACCUGUCGCUGUCGCCCGCGCACCGCGCCGCGGCCGGCCUGCUGCACCCCGACAAGGGCGUGUCGCUGCGCUUCCCGCGCUUCGUGCGCGUGCGCGACGACAAGGCGCCCGAGCAGGCCACGCCGGCGCGCCAGAUCGCGCAGCUGUACGCGGCGCAGGACCAGGUGCGCAACGCGGCCGCCGCGCGCGCGCCGCUCGACGACUUCUACUAGCGCGCCCACUGUAUCGGCAGCUCGUGCUCCAGCCGUAGGGGAGUGCUGUCUCAAUAUAAAGUGUACUUUUUUGUGUAUUUUCUUCGGCGUAAUAUGAAAAAUUACGAAGGCGGUUUAGAUAUGAUCGAGACAAAUGCUCUGACACGUUUAUUUACAAUCAAAAUAAUUUACUAAAAUUUACAGUUUUUCCUAGAUAUUUCCCGUCACUAGUUACGCAUUUUGUCCACCUUUUCGGAAACUUUUUGAUGCUAGGAUCAAAGAAUUCGUCGGACAACUCGGACAGCCGGGUGCGUCUCUACCUCGUCGUCGGUGUUGAAUGUUUCAGCGGUCCAAACAUGUGAUGCGCAGGGUCAGGCCGGACUAUAGGGGAGUGUUUUUUUUUUAUACUUUACAAGUCAGCCCUUGUCUAUAAUCCCACUUGAUGGUAAGUGAUGAUGCAAUCUAAGAUUGAAGCGGGUUAAUUUGUUAGGAGGAGGAUGAAAACCCCUUUCGGUUUCUACUCGACAUCGUAUAGGAACGCGAAAUCACUUGGCGGUACAUCCUGCCGGGCAUCGAACCCAGGACCUUCGUCUUUUAAGUACUGCGCAUACCACUGCGCCACGGAGGCCGUCAAAGUCCAUUCCAUUACCUCCCACCCCAAGGUCUAUAUUCUAUCAGCCGGAGCUGCGCGGUAUGAGGGUGCGCGUUAUCCUGGAGAAGACACACUUCGCACUGGAAUGUUCCCGUUUCACGUGUGUUUAGAGUAGUCUGCAGCAUUGGGGGAACAUUGUGUGCGCACGAAUUUGCAUUGUUUUCCGUUCGAAAAACAAAGAAAAAUAUAAAAAAAUACACUUUAUAUUUAGACAGUUGAAGGUAUGGCGGGCAGGCAUACUACAUACCUGCCCGCCAUACUAUUCGCCCUCCCGAAGUAACCACGCUCCAAAGAGAAAUGCCCCCCGGCCCACACUACGUCGGCCUAGGGAACCCGUUAUACUCCCGUAUACAAGUGUAUGGAGAUUAUAAUAUGAUGUAUAAAUAAGGAUCUGGUUAAAUAAUUGGCCUAUACAGACAGGAAAACGAACAAAUAAACCAAUUAUAAGUCAUAAAAAAUGUAAAACUCGGGCUGUUUGGUCAAGCUUUGCUCAUCCAUUUUGUUUUGUUGGGAGUAAAUUAAAGAUGGAUUAAAAGUGUCGUAGAACGCUGUCGUAGAAAACUUGAACAUAACUUUAUUUUUUUUAAUAAAGUAAUGAUUUCAUUAUUAAAGAAGAUUUUCAAGAUUUUUUUGAUAUAAGGAAGUGUCCGGAUGAGUAGGGUAGGCCUGGGCCGGGGGUGAGUUACUUACCUAUGGAAGGGACGCAUGUAGCUCAAAUAUUCAGCUUUUAUAACAUGACAUCUGGGAAAUUAGCUGUGGUUCUCGCCACGCGCAGGCAGUACAUGAGGUUCGCUGAACUUGAGACGCGUGAGGUACGCGGGGGCGGGGUGAUGCCCUGCCGCUGUGUUACCGCUGAUACCUAAAUUUGCAUUUAGCAUCUUCAUGCGCGAUGUUCCUAAACGUCAUAAAAUUUGCAUCGUACUGUACCAUACAUUGUUAUUUGUAUAAUAAUAAUAUUUUUUAUCUAUAUCAUUAAAUUAUGAGUAAAAUUAGUAGACUAUGGAACAGGUGCGUAGUAUAUGUCAUUGACUCGAAGUACGAACUGGGAUUUAUGACAGAAAUAAAGUAUUGAACUGUUUUUAUUACUCAAACCUUUGAAUUCAAAUUUCUGGUAUGAGAUCUGGCAUAAGAAAUAUUAUAUACCUUCAUCUGUUAUUUAUUUUGGUGUAAGAAAUAAAUGAAUGAAAAUAUUCACAUUAAACACAUUGCAGAUAGGUUGCCUAGUAAAAUUAAUAUUUGUUAUAAUUUACUAUCAUUGCACCUAGAACAAUUUCUUUUAUAUUUUAUUUACAUUUGUGCAGAAUAAGUCUUCAUGAAUGUAUUGUGAUGUCAUUGUUGGAGACCGUAGGCCGACGCGCACUGGCGAAGUUUACCAAACACUUGAUCAAAAUGUUUUCGCACAAAUCAGUGUUUUCAUUAUGGUCUUCGAUAAAUAAUUCGAUAUCUUUGUAUAAUUUUAAGUAGGAGAUUCAGAAAGAUUGCUUUUAUCUUAAUUAUAAUUGUGAAACACAUUUAUGAUGGGAACAUUUUUGCCAAAUGUUUGGUAAACAUCGCCGACGUGCGCAGGUAUGCGGGGAAGGUGUACAAAUAAAACAUUAUAUUGAAGA